Messenger RNA from Mya arenaria, 824 nucleotides. RefSeq lists its product as uncharacterized. NCBI's taxonomy places the organism in Eukaryota, Metazoa, Mollusca, Bivalvia, Myida, Myidae. The record is from RefSeq and is a predicted model, not a curated record. The transcript is spliced from 4 exons. Bases 88 to 687 code for a protein of 199 amino acids.
GAAGAGUUAGUUGACCGUGGUAAGUGAAAACUUUAGUUUUCCUUAAAGUUUGGGUGAGAUAUUCAUGGUAGUCAGAGAAAUAAAUAGAUGAUGGUCCAUUGCGAGAAAGAGGGUGGGGAAUGCAUUGAUGUGGACUUUGGUACCACCGAUCCUCCAUCUCCGCCGGAAACCACCCGACCGCCCCGCCCAACCACCACCCGAGCGCCAUGGCGUCUCACGACAACAACUGUUCCAUUGCCACAACCGCCGGCGUUCCAAUGGUUCUUUAACAACCCAUUUCAUCAUUUAUUCAACCCCGUGGUGCCAAUAAUCGAUCAGCCACUCUGGUAUGAUCCCUUCAUUCCGACGAAGAAGCGGACUCUUCCACCGACAUUGGCCCCACCUCUGACAACGGCCGCCCCAAGUACGACAACCGCCGCUCCGACACCCGCACCUACGACAGCCGCUCCCGGAACAACCAGAAAACCUAAACCGGAAAGGAAGGGACGGCGCGGCCCUAACCGGAAGAAAAAUCGACGUGUCGAAGUGGAGCGCGAGACACGAAGGAAGCGCCAAGCCCUGUAUGAUCCCUUGGACUACCUCUAUAGUGAGUGUUCCGGAGGUUGGGAAAUUGAUAUGGGAUGCAGCGCUCGCGGGAAGAAGGUGUGUUGUUACAGCGCCAAUACCUCCGGGUAUAGGAGAAAGUAGAAAGGGAACUUCUUGAAGAACCCCAAAGUCAAGCAGAUAGGGUUGAAACAAGGUCACCGCCCGUGUUUUUCCGUCACAGUUACGUCACAUUUGUGUUUUAAUUACGUCAUUCAUUGCAGCAGCCCUUUUUAUCUUUG